Messenger RNA from Mytilus californianus (California mussel), 1346 nucleotides. RefSeq lists its product as uncharacterized. The transcript has 9 exons. The record is from RefSeq and is a predicted model, not a curated record. Lineage: Eukaryota; Metazoa; Mollusca; Bivalvia; Mytilida; Mytilidae. Bases 1 to 1197 code for a protein of 398 amino acids.
AUGCACUUGCUAAUUUUUACAGUGCUUUUAACUGGUGUUCUUACACUACCACGUGAACAUAUCGCUCUGGGACCACCGCUUUCAGAAGAAGAUGUGAACGAUGAAACUCCACCACAUGAUGAUUUCGAAUCGUUGAUCCCUGACGAGAUUGCUGAAAAACUGAUAGCAAAUGCGAUUAGUGACAAAGAGAAAAAUAGUACUGAAAAUGAUCAAAAAGGUGCUAGUACACGCAAACUAAAAGGCAGAGAUAUCAUAAAAGCAAGAGAGCAAAAUGAAAAGCCACGGAAAUUCAAGAAGGAUGGGAACAAAGAAGAUACGACCAGUGACAUGAAACGGCAUAACACAUGGUACAGCAUAAUGAGGAAUGCUCAAAAGAGACAGGUUAAUAGCGAACAAGAAGCUGCUUUGCUGAACAUCAAAGGAGUCAAGAAACCCUGUCGUUUACCAAACGAGGCGGCUACCAGUGCACUCUAUAUACACAGAGCGUUUCGCAAAAACGAAUCAGCUGGAAAUAUGUGGUCACUGGAUUGGGACCCAGACCUUGCUGACUUAGCACAAGGAUUAGCAGAUGAAUGCACAUUUAAGCACACAAACCUGGAGUUCGCUAAUGGUGUACGCGUUGGUCAAAAUUUAGGCGCUAUAACAGGAAAUGAUCAUUCUAUUGAGAGAAUUGUGCACUUGUUUAUGAACGAAAAAGACGAUUAUAAUUAUAAGGAUCAUCAAUGGACUGAUGUUGUUGGACACUAUUUACAAGUAGUAAACUGGAGAACCAUUAAAGUUGGUUGUGCAGUAAACAAAUGUGACAACUUGUAUGUAUCAACAUCAACUCAACAUGAAGUAUGGAACAAUGCUUGGUAUUGGGUCUGUGACUACUGGCCUCCUGUAUCUUACAAUUCGAGACCUUAUGACUAUACGGAUGGGAAAGUAUGUUCUGAAUGUAUGGUGCCAAAGGACAGUGGACUUGGAUGGAAAUGUGUAGAUCAAACAUGCCGUGAUUGUAAGCUAGACGGAUCUGAUCCAAACUGCAAACAAUCGAAGGAGUGCACUGAAUUUAAUGAAGACAAGGAUCCAAUGUGUCCAAUGGUUGCAGCAUACGGAAUGUGUGGAGGUCACAAUUUCAAAUGGUCUUUAAUCACUUGCCAGACAUCGUGCAAAUUAUGUUCAACAGUAAAUGACGCAUUCGUGGAAGAAGCUUAAUCGGCUGUGGAUGAACUAUAAUUGGAAAUGCUUUUGAAUCGCCCACGGAUAUCCGUAUGGACUAACUGUAGAAUAUGCUUUUAAUUUUCAUGUGUAUACCAGCCUUAAACAAAUCAUAAUAUGAUUAAAACAUAUUUGAUAUUACUCGA